GUCUGUUUUUUUUCUUUCUUUCUUUAAGAUUCCAUGGCUAGUCCAGGGAAAGAUAAUUAUAGAAUGAAAAGUUAUAAGAAUAAAGCCCUAAAUCCUCAAGAGAUGCGUAGAAGAAGAGAAGAAGAAGGAAUACAGCUUCGAAAACAAAAAAGGGAAGAACAGUUAGAACCUAAUCCACCAAUAGAUCAAGUUAUACAGAAACCAGGAGUUGUACAGAGAUUUGUGAAAUUCCUUGAAAGAAAUGAAAAUUGUACCUUACAAUUUGAAGCAGCAUGGGCACUAACUAAUAUAGCAUCUGGAACUUUUCUGCAUACCAAGGUAGUGAUUGAAACUGGGGCUGUUCCAAUUUUUAUCAAACUUCUUAAUUCAGAACAUGAAGAUGUUCAGGAACAGCUUCCCUUCCAGGUUUCACCUUGCUUAAAUGUCCUGUCACGAUUAUUGUUUAGCAGUGACCCAGAUGUGUUAGCAGAUGUGUGCUGGGCCCUUUCUUAUCUCUCUGAUGGACCUAAUGAUAAAAUUCAAGCAGUCAUAGAUUCUGGAGUCUGUCGAAGAUUGGUGGAACUUUUGAUGUAUUUGGUAGCCUUAGGCUGCAUUAAACCACUUUGUGACCUUUUGACUGUUAUGGACUCCAAAAUAGUUCAAGUGGCUUUAAAUGGACUUGAAAAUAUUUUACGUCUUGGAGAACAAGAAUCUAAGCAGAAUGGCGUAGGCAUUAAUUCAUACUGUGCUCUCAUUGAAGAAGCAUAUGGUAAGCGAUUAGUUAAAAAUUUUCAAUUGCAGUUAAUUCUUAAUUGUCUGUCAUAGGCAAUUUUCCCCUCU
Molecule: messenger RNA, 819 nt
Organism: Ictidomys tridecemlineatus (thirteen-lined ground squirrel)
Lineage: Eukaryota; Metazoa; Chordata; Mammalia; Rodentia; Sciuridae
Source: RefSeq, a predicted model, not a curated record